This is a messenger RNA of Capra hircus (goat), 3566 nucleotides long. It is a transcript of the gene FOXN2, whose product is annotated as forkhead box N2. The record is from RefSeq and is a predicted model, not a curated record. Gene Ontology annotation, molecular function: DNA-binding transcription factor activity; cis-regulatory region sequence-specific DNA binding. Gene Ontology annotation, biological process: regulation of DNA-templated transcription. The coding region runs from base 324 to 1643 and encodes 439 amino acids. Gene Ontology annotation, cellular component: nucleus. The transcript is spliced from 6 exons. NCBI's taxonomy places the organism in Eukaryota, Metazoa, Chordata, Mammalia, Artiodactyla, Bovidae.
GAGUGGGAGGGACGGGCGGAGCCCCCCUCCCGAGGAGUCGCUGGAGGCGGGGACUGGAGGGAGGGGCGGGGCUAAUCUCCUUGGCGCCUCGUUGCCAUGGCAGCGAGGGAGGGCGGAGGGAGGGGAGGAAGCGAACGGGAGGGGGAUGUGGUACUGCUGCGGCCGCCACCGCAGCUGCCGCUGCCUGCUUGUGGCCGCGUCUUCCCGGAGGCGGCUACUGGAAGCGGCCGAGAGCAGCUGUGGUGCUCUGCCAUAUUGUGUCUUCCCCUACCCAUACCUCGCCCCUCCGCUGCGGCGGCCGAGCUGACGAACUGUAAGAGUAAAUGGGUCCAGUAAUUGGAAUGACUCCAGAAAAGAGAGCUGAAACUCCAGGAGCUGAAAAGGUUGCAGGAUUGAGCCAGAUUUACAAAAUGGGAAGCUUGCCUGAAGCUGUUGAUGCUGCCAGGCCAAAGGCCACUCUAGUGGACAAUGAGUCAGCAGAUGAUGAACUCACAAACUUGAACUGGCUUCACGAAAGUACUAAUCUCCUAACAAACUUCAGCUUUGGAAGCGAAGGUCUUCCAAUUGUUAGUCCAUUGUAUGACAUAGAAGGAGAUGACGUGCCAUCCUUUGGACCAUCGUGCUAUCAGAACCAAGAAAAAAAAUCAGCAACUUCAAAGCCCCCAUACUCCUUUAGUCUUCUCAUUUAUAUGGCUAUUGAACACUCUCCAAAUAAGUGUUUGCCAGUCAAAGAAAUUUAUAGCUGGAUUCUGAACCGCUUCCCGUAUUUUGCAACUGCACCAACUGGCUGGAAGAAUUCUGUUCGACAUAAUCUGUCCCUGAAUAAAUGUUUUCAGAAAGUGGAAAGAAGCCAUGGCAAGGUUAAUGGAAAAGGUUCCUUAUGGUGUGUUGAUCCAGAAUAUAAACCCAACCUUAUGCAGGCACUGAAGAAGCAACCUUUCUCCUCAAAAUCCACAUUUUACAGCCCUCCUGCAUCACCGCAAAGUGGUUCUUUAUCACCUCACUACUUAAGCUCUGUACUCAAGCAGAACCAGGUGCGAACUCUCAAAGAAUCUGAUAUUGAUGCUGCCACUGCAAUGAUGCUUUUAAAUACUUCUAUAGAACAAGGAAUUUUGGAAUGUGAGAAGCCUCUGCCUCUUAAAACAGCAAUGCAAAAAAAGAGAAGUUAUAGCAAUGCGUUCAGUCAUCCCAGUGCUGUGCGAUUACAUGAGAGUGAUUCUUUAGCCACCAGCAUUGAUCCAAAAGAAGACCACAAUUACAGUGCAAGUAGCAUGGCAGCGCAGCGUUGCGCGUCCAGGUCUAGUGUGUCCUCUCUGUCUUCUGUGGAUGAGGUGUAUGAAUUUAUCCCAAAGAGUAGCCAUGUAGGAAGUGAUGGCAGUGAAGGAUUUCGCAGUGAAGAAGACACAGAUGUUGACUAUGAAGAUGAUCCACUUGGAGACAGUGGCUAUGCAUCGCAGGCUUGUGCAGAUACGACUGAAAAGGGGCAGCCAGACAAAAAGAUGCGAAAACAAGCAUGUCAAGAAAUUGAUGAGGAGCUCAAAGAGGCAGCUGGAUCUCUGCUCCACCUUGCUGGUAUUCGUACAUGUCUAGGUUCCCUAAUAAGUACUGCAAAGACACAGAAUCAAAAGCAGCGGAAAAAAUAGAAAUACUUACUAGUGUGAAAUUAUUUUUAAAUGUGGCAAUACUCUUCUACUUAAUUCUUUACAAGGGAUAUCAAAGCCAUAAUGGACUUCUUUUGUUUUAGGGUGGGGGAGGGGUGCUAAUUACUUGUUUAUUUCAAAAUAUUUUUGUUUUUUGAAUUUUUAUUAAAUAGUUGCUGUUAGGAUCAUGCCCAAUCAUCAAUAUGAUGUGAAAUCCUAAAUGCAUAAUUUUUGUGAUAAGUGUCUUCAAGAUUGGAACUUUUAUGUUAAAAAAAAAGUCCAGAGCCUCUGUCUUAAACUUGUCUUUUGUUCUGUUAAUAUGUCCAAGUGUAAGAACUGGCAACUCUAACUUCUUUUUUCAUUUUCUUUUCCUAUCUGUAAUUAACUAUAGUUGCCGAUCCAGCUAGAAAUUUUGCUGCUUUCUUUCUCCCAUACUCCUCUCUUGACAUGUGUAAUCCAGUAGGAUGAGAUUUGAAUAUUUUAUUUUGUCUUAAUUUUUGUUUUUAAGUAUUUUUUGUUGACACAUGAACAAAGUUGAAUAUAAGUUGGAAAAGAUCCUAAAUGUCUAGAAAGUUCCUUUUGCAUACAUUGGCAAAGAGAUAGCAAAAAGUUCUGAGAUUUAGAAAAGGCAAUUUUGUGAUGUAAUUUCAUCUAAGAACUUCAAUUCCAGUUACAGUAUUAUUUUUUCAAAAUUUUUAACUUCCUAGAUAUUCCAUAGUGUUGAUUGGAGCCAUUUAUUGGAGCCAAAGUGCUUUGCAACCAUUAUUUUGAUUUUAGCCACUAGCUGUCUUUGUUGAGGAGAAAGUAUCCAAUGAAAGGAUAUAGCCAUGGAGUCCCAUUUAGGCACACUUUUGCAAUAAGAGGAUCUUUCAUUGGCUUGUUAAAUGUACUACAUUCUGAAAAUUACAUGAAUGGAGUAUAAUCUAAUAUAAACAUUUGAAUAUGUGUUAUUUAUGUCAUCAUAAAUAAAGGUAGAUCAUUUAGGAAAAAACUUCUAUUCAAGCUUUGUAUGAAUUAAAUUGUAUGUGCACCCAAUUACGUUAAAGGAUUUAACAAAACUGUAGAGAUAAAAUGCCUUCAUGGAUUUUAAAAUUUGUAUAAAAUUUUAUACAUCCUUUUAAGGAGGCAGUGUAAUUACGUGCCAUUAAAUCCAUCCUAAAAGAUUUUGUUACUCUUCCAAAUGUGUAUUGCCCAAGGCCUUUUUCAGUAUUUGAACAAAUCUGCUUAUAUGAUACACAUUUUUUCAUAUCAUUUAUAUAGCUUGACUAUAUCAUUCAAAAAGGACAAAGGAUACUAAUAAAGUUAAACUUAUUCAUAAUGUAUUUUUUUACAAUGGCAAAAGCGGCUUUCUAAAAGUUCAGUCUUAUCACAUGCUACAUCCUGUUUCAUAAAUGACCUUGUUUUUAUUUUCUGAUAAUUUCAUAUAUACAUAUACAUACAUACACACAUAAGCUUAUGAUUUUGGUUUGUUACUUUUAGCUGUUUCUAUGAUGAUAAAGCAUUUUAAAAAAAGACAUUUUUCUUUUAACUUGUAGAGCUUAUUUGGGCAAAACUGUCAAAUGAGAAGCAUACUGAAAAUGUUUUUUUCAGUUGUCAAGACAUUAAGCCAGGGAUAACAACUUAAUCUGUCCUGUUUCCAUGUUAAUUGUAGUUGAACCUGGGUAGCCACAGUAAUAGAAUUGCUGCUGUUGAAAGUAAUAAUCUUUCAAUUUGUUGAUAACAAGUAUGCAGGAUGAGGUAUUGAAUUUUUUGUUCUUCAUAUAUAUCACAUCUGCUGCAUAAAAUUGCUAACCUAAGUUAACAUCUUUUACUAUACACAGUGAAUAUAACACCAAAAAUUAUUAAAUUGUUUUUAUCACAGUAUAAAUAGUACAUGGGGCUUCCCUGGUGGCUCAGUGGUAAAGAAUCUGCCUUUAAGGCAGGAGG